UUGUCUAUCUACAGGUCAUCGUAUAGCGAGAGACCGUACCGGACUGAUACGCGCACUUCCUGGCCAGCUGUGACCCAACAGCCCUAACAAAAUGCCUUAUCGGACCCUCUUCAGUCAAAGUUCUGGGACACUUAUCAGUCGUGGACGAAACCCGCUAGCAUUCCGACCUAACCGUUAGAUCAUGCUUGAUACAUUGCGCGCAAAUGAUGAGUGAUAAUUUACAAUGGGUGAUCUUUUACCGAGUAUACCGAAGAGUACUUUGGCCAGUGAGGUAGACGGAUACAAUUGGAGCGUGGUGGGACUGGACGCGUAUAAUACAGAUGAAGAGCUGGCAGCGGUCGAACUGUUCAAGGACUACCCGGAAGGUCUGCUGCGUUUCGCAUCAGCGUGCUGUGUGCUGUUUAUGCUUGUUGGAAUCCCCGGAAAUUUAAUCACUAUAGUUGCUCUGGCAAGAUGUAAGAAGGUACGCAACGCGACAGCUGUGUUUAUAAUGAAUUUGUCAUGCUCCGAUUUGCUGUUCUGCUGCUUCAACCUACCGCUCGCUGCUUCCACCUUCUGGCAGCGUUCGUGGGCACACGGCAGGACGCUCUGUAGGAUGUUUCCCCUCGCUAGAUAUGCGCUCGUCGCAGUAUCAUUAUUCACUGUCCUGGCGAUCACUAUCAACAGAUAUGUUAUGAUCUCACAUCCAAGGCUUUACCCUAAACUCUACAAAAAGCAGUAUUUGGCUGUGAUGGUAGCCAGCACGUGGGCUUUCUCUUUUGGAGCUCUUAUUGCGACAUGGCUCGAAAAAUGGGGUCGUUUUGGCCUAGACCCCUCUAUCGGAUCGUGCUCAAUACUUCCUGAUCAGAACCACCGUUCCCCAAAAGAAUUUCUAUUUGUAGGAGCAUUUAUGCUGCCUUGUCUAGCAAUUGUCAUAUGCUACGCUAGAAUAUUUUGUAUAGUAAGAGAAGCUGCUCGGCGUUCACGUGCACCUGGUAGAGGAAGAGCUAGACCAGGUCUGGAAGAUUCAGCUGUUGGAUCAGCUUCGACAGCAUUAGAACGAUCUCCAGGCCCAGAAAACGGGUACAAUUAUGUCGCACCAACUAAAAAAGCUUUACUUGCACCGCCUUCCCUUCAUUAUCCUCCUACUCCAGGACCGGAACGUUCAUCGUCUUCUGGUGUGGAUACAUUAGAUGGUCACGAUGAUGAAUGCGCUCUUGACGCAAAACCGAGAACUCCGAGCGGCGGUGAUACAGCCAAAAGACUUCGUCAAGCAGCAGUAGCGCUGAGGCGAUCACCGGCUCCAGUGAGACCACCCCGAUUAACACCAAAAGAUAGAAAACUUUUAAAGAUGAUAAUGGCAAUAAUGCUCUCAUUCUGGGUAUGCUAUUUGCCAAUAACCCUAACAAAACUCUUUAGGGAGUUCACUUCUCAUCCCGCAGCAAAUAUAGCGGGAUAUAUUUUGAUAUAUUUGACGACAUGCAUCAAUCCCAUAAUUUACGUGGUGAUGUCGAGUGAGUAUCGACAGGCUUAUAAGAAUCUUCUGAUGUGUAGAAGACGAGCGUGACGUUCGUCCGGCGAAGGUGUCUCCGAGAAGCGCCCGCCGUAAUUAUCCGCAAACAAAUACUGUGAAUUCAUUUUAAAGUGGACGUUUCAAUGUUCAAGAGAAGUUACGAUAGUUGAACUUUGAACACUGUUGUUUAAUAAUUAUAUAUUAAUCAUUUAUUGUAUGGUAGUAUAUAUAUGUAUGAUUGUCCAUGUUUUGUACAUACAAUACGUUAUAAUCGCGAGCCGUCCGUGAUUGUGCUAUAUGAAAGAUUUGUAUUGAUGAUAAAGUUUAAUACAAAAUACUUAAUAUAAUAUAUAUAAAUGAAUAAUUAUAAAUGUAAGUUAAAUCUGGCAUAGAGUAAUUUUCUCAUUUGUUCACAACUGAUUUUGUGUUUAAUUAUAACGU
Messenger RNA from Vanessa tameamea, 1933 nucleotides. Its product is annotated as G-protein coupled receptor moody. Gene Ontology annotation, molecular function: G protein-coupled receptor activity. The record is from RefSeq and is a predicted model, not a curated record. Bases 224 to 1546 code for a protein of 440 amino acids. Lineage: Eukaryota; Metazoa; Arthropoda; Insecta; Lepidoptera; Nymphalidae. Gene Ontology annotation, biological process: G protein-coupled receptor signaling pathway. The transcript is spliced from 3 exons. Gene Ontology annotation, cellular component: membrane.